UGUGGGCUUGGCUUGUCUCUGGCUUGGAGCAAGCAGGCACACCAAACGUCCAUUUGUUUCUCCAGACUGGAAUCCACAGGCCGUUGUCAUUUCUUUUCUCCGAAGUGCAAUCGCUGCGACCCUCAGUGAGGCGAUUCUUUUCCCCUGCGCUCUCUCUCCCUCUCUCUCCAAGAUGUGGGAGGCACUCGAGAGGUCUAUUCUCAUGAUUGGCCUAUAUUGGACAUGCGUGUCAGCCAACCAGUGUGCUCCCGGGUGGCGCGGGUACGGCACCAGCUGCUACAAGAAGAUGGAAGUCCCCAACGGUUGGCUGGGUGCCUGGCACCACUGCGUCUCUGAGGGCGGCAACCUGGUCUCGAUCACCUCCUCGGCCGAGGAAAGGUUUGUGAAGACGACCAUGGCCAAGUACAACCACUUCUGGCUGGGACUCUCCAACCAGAAAUGCGACACGGUCUGGUGUCGCUUUGAAGGCGGGAGCCAGAAGCUGGCCUGGUCUGAUGGCCAGACAACAACACACCGCAACUGGGCCCCAAAUCAACUUGAAAGCGCCGACGUCGCGUCCUGCGCCUACGUCGCCCAAAAGGUUCGGGAUUAUUCCGGGAAGUGGAGGUCUGGCUCCUGCGCUUCCUCCUUAGCCUACAUGUGCAAACGGCCGCUGGACUGCCCGACGUGUUCCUCCAAAAGUGGUCCUGCUAUGGUGAAGACUUCUGACUGCGACGAUGGCAACAUCCUUUAUGGCGAUCAUUGCUAUUUUCAUGGCCCGAGUAAUGAAAUUCAAGAGGAUGCUGAGGAGUUCUGUCUCGCCCGGGGAGCCCACCUGCCUCGCGUCCACUCUAAGCGAGAUGCCCAAUUCCUGCAAGCCAAGCGCGGCGGAGGCCGUCCACCAUUGGUGGGCCAACCUGACUGGACUGACAAAUGCGGCUGGUGGCUGGACCGCCCCUCCAGCGACUUCUGCUACCUGAUCAUCCCACAGCCCAUCAAGACCUGGCAGGAGGCGCAAGACCACUGCCAAGCCUACCAAGGGAACCUGCUCAGCAUCGCCGACUCGCACGAGCAGGACUUAGUUAUCUUCAAGAGUCAGAGAGAAGCGUCCUCUCUCUGGUUGGGCGCCGAUGUCUCACUCGAUGACGAUGACGGCAAAUGGAUUGACGGAUCCUCGUUCACGUUCAAGCGCCGUUGGGAAGGUGAAACCAAAGGGGGGCAUUGUCUUUCCUUGCUCACUGCCAGCGGCGACUGGAAGUACGACCCGUGCGGCAACAAGAGAGGCUACGUCUGCAAGAAAAGAGGAAAAGGAUUGACAGCGCCGACUCUUGACGUUGUGCCCUCAGACAGCAAGUGUGAUCCCGGGUGGACCGAGCGCGACUCCAGCUGCUACAAGAAGAUGGAAGUCCCCAACGGUUGGCUGGGGGCCUGGCACCACUGCGUCUCUGAGGGCGGCAACCUGGUCUCGAUCACCUCCUCGGCCGAGGAAGACUUUGUGAAGACGACCAUGGAGAAGGACACCCCCUUCUGGCUGGGACUCUCCAACCAGAAAUGCGACGACUCCUGGUGUCGCUUUGAAGGCGGGAUCCAGACGCUGGCCUGGUCUGAUGGCGAGACAAUAAAGCACACCAACUGGGCCCCAAAUCAACUCAAAAGCGCCGCCGUUGCGUCCUGCGCCUACGUCAACCAAGGGGGAAGUGGUGAGCCCGGCAAGUGGAGGUCUGGCUCCUGUCAUUCCUCGUUGGCCUACAUGUGCAAACGGCCGCAGAGCUGCCCAGAGGGACAGACGUGUUCCCCCAAACGUGGUCCUGCUGUCGUGAAGACUGACUACUGCGACGACAACUCCUUCCACUAUGAUGAUUAUUGUUACCGUUACGAGAAGACGUAUGAAAAUUAUGACGAUGCCGAGAAGUUCUGUCAAGUCCGGGGAGGCCACCUGGCUAGCGUCCACUCUAAGCAAGAGGCCCAAUUUGUGUAUGAUCACUCGCAGACCUCACAAUCUGCUUUGGUGGGACUCAAGAAAACGACGGGCGACGACUACAAGUGGAGUGACGGAACAACCUUUGAGUACAAACGGUGGGAAAAAGACACCACGGGGGACUGUGCGUUCCCAAAUUCUGUUGGGGAGUUGAGUGGCUGUGAGUGCUCAACGACGCGGCCAUUCUUCUGCAAAACAGCCAAGCGCGGAGGGACUCGACGGCUGGCAUCAUCAGUCAGCCUAGUCAGCUGGACUGACAAAUGCGGCUGGUGGCUGGACAACCCCUCCAGCGACUUCUGCUACCUGAUGAUCAGCCAGCCCACCACGACCUGGCAGAAGGCGCAAGACGACUGCAAACGCCUCGAAGGGGACCUGCUCAGCAUCACCGACUCGCAUGAGCAGGGCAUCAUAGAGAGUAUCGCCAUGGUUCUGAUGGGUGAUGACGCCUCCCUGUGGUUGGGCGCCAACGAAGGCAUCGAGGGUGACGGCGGCAAGUGGGCUGACGGAUCCCCCUUCUCUUACCUCCACUCGAGUGAAGGUGACGCCAACGGGGGGAAAUGUCUUUCCUUGCGCACUGGCAGCAAUGACUGGAAGCGUGACAAGUGCGACAACAUGAAAGGCUACGUCUGCAAGAAAAGAGGAAAAGGAAAGACCGCAAAACCCCAGCUGCUGCUACAUGACGGCUACAAGGAGAAAUUUUUCUGCCAAGACGAUUGGAAAGUCCUUAAAUGUUCCGAUGAAAGAGUCAUCCGCGUACAGUCGGCUUUCCAUGGACGGAGGCAUAGCAACAUUUGUCCGAGUGGCGGCGCCGGAUCACAGGAUCGCUGCAGGAUGAAAGGGGCUCUCUCUCACUUUAGAGCAUUGUGUGACAAAUAUCAGCUUUGCCCCAUUCAACUUCCGGGUACGGACCCCUGCCCUGGUGUCUCCAAAUACCUCCACCUCGUCUACAGCUGUGAGGAGAAAGUGUGUCUUGACAGUCUGGGCAUCGCUGACGGGACAAUCCCAGACUCCUCCUUCUCAGCCUCUUCCUCUGCGAUCAAUGGCGAACCUCACAAAGCGCGUCUGGGGGGCAGCGGUUGCUGGGAACCGUCCGAAAUGCUCGGCAGCUGGAUCCAGGUGGAUCUCGGUCAGCGCUUCAAGGUGACGGGCAUUAUGACCCAGGGGUGUACAUACCAAUUGGAAAGUGCCAACGUAUUUGAGUUGGAGUUCAGUCCUGACGGAGAAACUUGGUAUCGCCACCCAGAGCAGCUUGCUGUGGGGACGUACAUACUAACCAGGUUUGUGUUGGCCCAGUACGUCCGCCUCCUGCCAAGGUCUUUUGGCCUUCGCUUUGACGUCUUAGGGUGCACGCCUGACGACGCCUCUCGCGACAUCUUAUGCAGCAACACAGCCACCAGCCUCCGCCUCGACGGUUCAAUGACGGUCCGGUGCCCGCCGGGCUGCGCCCAAGCCUACACGGUCUACGGAACACAGAUCUACAAACAAGAGUCAAACAUCUGCGCGGCUGCCAUUCACUCGGGCGUCAUUGAGAACGCGAUUGGAGGAAUUGUGUCUUUGCUGAAGAGAGACCCACAGGAGGCCUACAAGGGCUCCGCCAGGAACGGGAUCACCUCGAGGGAUGGUGGCGGUUUGGCUCAGUCUCCGUCUUACACUUUUCUUGACCAGGAGCCGAGAUGCUUGGGACCUGAAUGGGAGGAGUUUGCGGACUUUUGCUACAAACGUUUUGAUGAGAGAAAGACGUGGUACGGCGCUCGACAAAACUGCUCCUGUCUGAAGGCCAACCUGGUGUCCAUUCGCUCCAAGGUUGAGCGGGAUUGGCUGCAAGACCUCCUGACGACAGCUCCCGGCGACACGUGGAUCGGACUUAACGCCCUGGUGGUUCCUGGCAAAUUCGCGUGGUCGGACCACCAGAAGGUGACCUUAACCAACUGGGCUCCGGAAAAACCUGGCGAGGGGUUGGAGAAUUGCGUGGCCGCCUUGAGCCAGGUGGGUGGCAAAUGGAAGAUGAAGUCGUGCGCGGAACUCAACGGCUACAUGUGUAAGAUGCCCACGGAGCGUUAUGCGCUGGAUAAAGGCGCCAAUGCAAGUGGCGAGUAAUCGUAUGAAUGCAAUUGACCUUGCAUGAUCGUUCUGUUUGAUUGACCAUUGAUUGAUCCAUUACUAUGACUGAUUUACCAUGCAUUAGUCUUUUUGUUAGAUUUACCAAGCGUUAUGAUUCUGUUUACUUCUUCUUCUUGACUUAAUGAUGAUUUACCAUGCAUUAUUAUUCCUUUGACCAAUUUACCAUGUUAUUAUUCUCUUAGAUUUACCGUGCAUUUUCAUCAUUGAUUUCUUAUUUCAUUUUACUUGUUAGAUUUACCAUGCAUCAUGAUUAUGCCAUCUGAUGAUUUACCAUGCAUUAUUAUUCCUUUGUCCAAUUUACCAUGUUGUUAUUCUCUUAGAUUUACCGUGCAUUUUCAUCAUUGAAUUCUUAUAUUUCAUUUACUUAUUGUUAAAUUUACCAUGCAUUAUUUGUAUACCAUCUGUUGUUUUACCUUG
Messenger RNA from Syngnathus typhle (broad-nosed pipefish), 4495 nucleotides. Its product is annotated as macrophage mannose receptor 1-like. Gene Ontology annotation, molecular function: signaling receptor activity; carbohydrate binding. Lineage: Eukaryota; Metazoa; Chordata; Actinopteri; Syngnathiformes; Syngnathidae. The record is from RefSeq and is a predicted model, not a curated record. Bases 173 to 4054 code for a protein of 1293 amino acids. The transcript is spliced from 34 exons.